AUGAACGAAUUGAAGGCGAUUGUCAAGUGUGUGGAUAUGGAGGAGGAUAUGCAACAGGAAGCAGUGGAUCUGUGUGCCAUGGCUAUGAAUCGAUCCCAGAUGGAGAAAGAUAUUGCANGGAGUUUGAUCGCAAAUACGGUCCGACAUGGCAUUGUGUUGUGGGUCGGAAUUUCGGCACAUCACCACAUUCGUACAUUUCGUGGUUCUUACCUGCCCUCCCGCGCCUAUUUUGGUGAUUGUACAAAGCCGCCAUUGAUCCCGUUGAUACCGUUAGUUUAUGGCUUUUCGGCUGCAUUGAUUAUUGAAAAAACAACUGUAAACGGUGAUUAA
This is a messenger RNA of Echinostoma caproni, 330 nucleotides long. Lineage: Eukaryota; Metazoa; Platyhelminthes; Trematoda; Plagiorchiida; Echinostomatidae. The record is from the annotation of a GenBank genome assembly.